AUGAAUAAAUACAUUGUUUUCUUAAUCCAAACAUUUGGAAUUUUUUUAUUUGGUUUGGAAUAUGUAAGUUUGAUAGUGAGCUCGAAGACAGAAAUAGGUUUUAUUGUUCCAACACCUGAACAAAACUACAACAACUUAAUGGAAGUAGCAAGUGGAAUUAAGUCUGUUAAAGUUUCUCAAUUACACAAAAGAGAUGAUUCACCUUUAGAAAGUGUAGUUAAUGUUGAAAGCCAAUCAAGUAGAAUAGAUAUGGUGUCUGAAGAAGAAAAAAAAAUCGAAAGUCCAGAAAUCAUCCAAAAAAAAAUUGAUGUUGAACCAGUAAAAGAUGAUCAGCAAGUAAAAUCAAUCGAAAAAUCUCCAAAACCACGUUUGGUUGAAAAACCGAAGAAAGAAAAGACAUCAGAAAAAAGGGAAUUAUCGUGUAGCACACCAGAGAAAAUGGGGAGUUUCCCGUUUAAACCAUUUGCAGAAACUGCAAGAGCCGUAGGAAUACCAGCGUAUUCGUCUUAUAAGGCAAUAUCUGAUUUACAUACUUCAUUCAACGGAGUAUUAGACUCUACAACCUUACUCGAAUUAUAUUACUUUGACUAUGAUAAACUCGCAAUAAAGAGGCCCAAUUUUGAUGGGAAAGAAGACGCGUGGAUAUCAAAGUCUCUUUUAUCAUUAAUUUAUAAAUCAGAGCAAGAAGACCCUUUAUCAUUUUUAAUGUUGGGUUAUGGUAUUACAUCUACCCACUGGGAAAGUUACAUACCUCAAGAUGAUCUGGAAACACCGGAAAUAGUGGUUGAGGAUAUAAUACAAGAACACGAUCAUAGUCAUGGAGAUAUUAUUUUUAAAAACUAA
This is a messenger RNA of Cryptosporidium ubiquitum, 843 nucleotides long. RefSeq lists its product as uncharacterized. Bases 1 to 843 code for a protein of 280 amino acids. The record is from RefSeq and is a predicted model, not a curated record. The transcript is spliced from 2 exons. Lineage: Eukaryota; Apicomplexa; Conoidasida; Eucoccidiorida; Cryptosporidiidae.